Molecule: messenger RNA, 3670 nt
Organism: Tilletiopsis washingtonensis
Lineage: Eukaryota; Fungi; Basidiomycota; Exobasidiomycetes; Entylomatales
Exons: 3
Coding region: 343-3519 (1058 amino acids)
Source: RefSeq, a predicted model, not a curated record
CGCACCUCCAUCAUCUCGCCGGCGAGCUCGACGUCCGCUUCCCUCAUCGCUCACUUCCUCAACACACGCACCUCUUCGCCCGCAUCCUCUCCACACACCUCUUCGCCCACAAUCUCGCACCAGUCGCCGCGUGGCCGUGGCCCGCCUCCGCAGUCGCGACAGCCGCGCAGUCCCUCGUCGAAGCGGCGCGCAUUUGCGCCGCUCCGCUGACGGCCCGGCGCUGUCUACGCCUGGCGCAGCCAGAGCAAGCGACUCGCGAUCGACGACGACGAGACUGCUGCAUUUGCGCCUCAUCACACACAUUGCGCCCGCCGCGGCCUAGCCGCCGCGCGAGCAUCUUCGAUGCAGGCGCCCAAGCUGGAGGUCGACGAGUCGCGCCCUGCCUCGCGCCACGCGUCGCAGGGCCUGCCGGGCGCAGGCACGGGCGCGAGCACGGAGGACGCCAUCUGUCUCGACGACAGCUCCGACGAGGACAUGUCGGUGUCGGGCGCGUCUGAGUCCGGCGAUCAGGACGAGGUGGACGAGCUGCUCGAUGCGCCGGAAGAGCAGGAGCCGCAGCCAGAGCCGCAGCCAGAGCCGCAGCCAGAGCCGCAGCCAGAGGCGCAGCCAGAGCCGGAGCUGCAGCCUGAGGCGCAGCCAGACCCGGAGCUGCAGCCUGAGGCGCAGCCAGAGCCUCAGCAGCUGCAGCAGGUUGAGCCGCAGCAGCAGGCUCAGCCGCAGCCGCAGCCUCAGCUGCUGCCGCAGCCGCAGUCGCUGCCGCACCUGCUGCCGAAGAAGCCAGCUGUUAGAGCGGUGCAGGCGGUGCGCGAGAUGGAAGAGGGCGAGAUGUCCUCAUCUCAAGACACCGAUAUGCUGCCGUACGGUCCGCCUUCGCCUCCGUCGGCAGCGGCCUCUGCGAGUGCUCGGCCGGCGCCGACUGCCACAGCGCCGCUGUCGCCGCUGCCGCCACCGCAGCUGCCACAAGCCUCCACGUCGAACGGCCAGCCGCAGCGCAACCGCUCGCCACCGCCGCCUCUGCCGCGCGGAGAGCAUGCAUCUCCAUCGCAUCGCUCUGUUGCGCACUUCGAUACACAGCGUUCUCCUCCGUCUCAUGACUCCGAGUUCUCCUCGACGUCACGUCGUGGUGCGUGGCGGCCGUCACCGCCGCCGUCGGCACCGCUGCCGCACUCCGGCGCGGCCGCUCCGUACGUCUCGUACGAGCUCGAGAAGAAGGUACAAGCGCACGGUCGCACACUCUUCUCCUACAACAAGCGCGUUCACGAGCUUGAGGCCGGGCGCGAGGAGCUGGACAAAGGUCACGAGGCGCUCUUGUCGGCCACACGACAGCGCUUCGAGGAGAACGAGUCUCGCUUCGAUGCGCAGGAGGCGCGUCUGAAGGAGCACGACGCGCGCUACGAGGCGCUGGAAGCGCGCUUCUCGGCGUUAAUCGAGAAGCAAGACCGACAUUACGAUGCUCAGCAUCGCCGGAUGGAGAAGGCAGAGCUCCGCUCCGACAAGAUCGAACGUCGCGCCGACGCACUGGAGCGCGAGAACACGAAGCUGAUGCAGCGGCUCGAGGAUGCUGAGCUUGUCAUCCAGCAGCUGUCCGCGGAAGCAAGUCGUGUGCGUCGACUGGCGCAGGGCGCGCUCGAGAAGUCACCAGAUGGAGCGACUCAGACUGCCGAGUCGAGCGUGGCAGAGUCGUCGCGCAAGCGUGCACGCGAGCACGAUGAGGAUGCCUCUGCCGACAGAGACGCUCAGCGCCCGCGCGUGACAGGCGCAGCUGCACCUGCCACCUCCAUGGACAUCGGUUCUGCGUCGCCGGCCAUGGGCAGCCUGCCCGACGCGUUCUUGCCCGAUAGCAGGGCUGCUGCCCCUGCAUCUCGGGCCCCGCCCAUUGAUUCGCAUGUCAGUCACGUCUCGUCCGAGCAGCCACCGCCUGGCGGCGAGAUCUUCGAACCGCUCGCGGCGACAUUCAAAGACGUGCAGCAGGGAUUCGGCCACAGCACCGGCUUCGGCGCUCUCCGCAUCGAUCGAGUGCGCUCGGAUCUCCUGCUUCGCUAUCCGAAUGCGCUGUACCGAGCCGGCUACAAUUCUCUUGCAGCCUACCUCAUCGACGCGCAUCAGUUUCUCCGCCUGCGCGUCGAGUCUGGCGGCCUGUAUGGCGAGACCAGGCUCAAGCUCGAAGACGUGAAUCGUCCCUGGCGUGCCGAGCAAGCGCCGGUGGAUGCCAGAUUUGAGAGCGUCAUCCAAGGCCUCUGGCACGCGCUUGGCGACUCUGCACAGCCAGAGGCUCGCCUGCAACCUGCUUUCAAUGCAUCGGAGGGCAGCCGCGUCGCUGCGACUCAGACGGCGAUGUGUCCCGGCGGGGAGCGCUUUGCGCCGCUCAUCAACGCGAUCCUCAAGGUGCACAGCUCGGGACCGCAUCAUUUCAGCACGUUUGCGUCGCUCCGUUCCGAAGCGGUGUUUGAGUGCAUGCUCGAAGACACGCCUCAGGCGUACGAGAUCGCGGGCGCCGAGACGUGGGGCCACUACCUCAUUCUCGCGUAUCCAUACGUGCCCAUCAACCUCACGGUCAAGAAGGGCAACGUGCGCUCCCAGCUUGGCGAGGAAGACUUCAACCUCAGGCUGGCCUCGGUGCAGGCUCCCUGGCGCUGUGCUCCCGCCGCUGUGGACGCACAGUUCGUCUCACGUGUCAUGCAGGCCGACCCAAAGACGCCGCGCACAGCGGUGCUGCAGGCCUCCACGUCUGGCGAUUUGGGUCCGCUUCGUGCGCCUUCGCCGCUUGCUCGCUCAUUCGAGACACGUCAAGCGGCGCAGGCUCUGAGCGGCGACCCGGCAGAUUACUAUUGCCUCGUCGACUGCCUGCGCACGCUGACGCACGGGCUGCUGCUCUCCAAGCUCGGCCCCGAGCUGCGAACGCGACUGUCCAGUCCGGUCUACGAAGUGCGGAUCACGCAGACCGGCGGGCUGAUCAAUUACCUCAAGGCUGCAAGCAAGCUUGUCAAUCUCAAUCUGAAGGCUGGUGUCACCGCCAAGGUAGCGCUCGUCGAUCUUCGCCGUCCAUUCUUCGAUGACGCGCACAACGAGGCGUACCUCCAGUACGCUGGCGCGCCAAAGAUUGAGCAGGUUCAGGAGUACGACCCGCUCGAGCGUCAGCAGCUCAAGUCGCUCCAGGUUCAGCAUUUCGAGCCGCUCAUGCUCUUCGCAAUCAUCGACUGCCUUCGAGCAGACGAAGACGUGCUCAAGCAAGGCCUGCCCCUGACCACGCUCGGCACCGAGCUGCGGGACCGCUUGGGUGCUGAGGCCUACUCGGCUCACAUCAAGCCGGCGGGCGGGCUGCUCAACUUCAUGAAGAGCGCGAGCUCCCUGCUCAACCUGCGUUUCGACUACUACGGCGAUAUGGCACACGUCACCCUGGUCGACGGCCGCGACAAUCCUUUCUUCGACGCUGAGCGCAACGACGAGUACUUCGCCCACGUCACCAACCUCACCAACCUCAUGGAUGCGACCAACGGCAACCCAGCGCCCGCUGCUUGAUGUGCUGCUGCUCUCUCAUCCCUCUCUGGCCACCUGCACCGCUUCUGGUCCCUCAUUCACGUCCUUCUCGCUUCUGGCCCCUUCACUCACGCUAUACCGCACACACAUUCGAGUCACCCUCCUCACCCAUGCCAUCUGGUCGCGAAUGUCA